Molecule: messenger RNA, 326 nt
Organism: Staurois parvus
Lineage: Eukaryota; Metazoa; Chordata; Amphibia; Anura; Ranidae
Source: the annotation of a GenBank genome assembly
CUGCAGUGGAUUUGCAUGGCGAUUUUCUUCAACCCUUCUCAUCAGCAGACGCUCCUGUUCACUUCUGUGGAUGGCCUGGAUGUCUCUGUGAGAUGGUUGCAGUUCCAUCUUAAAUUUUUGUAUCACUUUUGCUACAGUAUUCUGCCUAAUAAGUAAAGCUUUGCUGAUCAUGUUGUAGCCUUCACCUUUAUUGUUUAAAGAAAUAAUUUUCUUUCUCAGGCCUUGUGACAUUUCUCUUCCAUGUGGUACCAUUGCUGACAGCGUGAAAUGGGAAGGUUUUUUUUUUUUUUUAAGUAACGCCCUUUUAUGAACUGUCUGCUGGACAC